Molecule: messenger RNA, 963 nt
Organism: Fusarium keratoplasticum
Lineage: Eukaryota; Fungi; Ascomycota; Sordariomycetes; Hypocreales; Nectriaceae
Exons: 3
Coding region: 1-963 (320 amino acids)
Source: RefSeq, a predicted model, not a curated record
AUGUCAAAGGGUCCCGUCGUGAUAGGCUCUACGCAGCAGUUCGAUGCGCUCCUCAAGUCGUCGCGCAUCGUCGUCGCUGACUUCUACGCCGACUGGUGCGGUCCUUGCAAACAGAUCGCCCCCCUUUACGCAUCACUCUCGAACGAACUAUCCCGCGAAAACAUCCUGACCUUUGUCAAGAUCAACAGCGAAGAACAGGGAGAGCUGUCUGAAAGAUACCAGGUGUCGGCCCUACCAACCUUCCUCCUCUUCCUGGACGGAAAGCAGAUCGACAAGGUCCAGGGCGCCAAUCCUCCCAAGCUCCAAGCCAUGGUUCAAAAGCUGGCGGCCGAGGUGGACUCGCUCGGCGAGAGCGGCGCCGCCUCUAGCAGCGGAGGCAAUUGGAAGGGCGCAGAGAUCCCUCGAGGCUACAGCGACAUCACAGACCAAAUAGAGGUUCGAGAUCUCGAGGUCCUCAAUGCAGAUGAGGAGAGCGGCUCCGUCAGGGUUCUGUUUGAGGGGAGCAAGCCCAGCGGACUGAGCAAUGGCAAGGGAACAGCCAAGGAUUUUGUCCAAAGUGGCGCCGACGACCAGCUGCUCCUGUUCAUUCCCUUCCAGUCGACCGUCAAGCUUCACACCCUCCAGCUUACUUCGCUUCCCCCCAAAGACGACGAGGAUGCGCCAAUGCGACCAGGAAUCAUCCACCUGUACAUCAACCGUCCCCACAACCUCGACUUCAGCGAGGCCGACGAGACCGAGCCCACACAGAUCAUCGACAUCCCUGCCGAGGACUGGAACGCCGACGGAACGGUCAAUGUUGGACUGCGCUUUGUCAAGUUCACAAAGACGUCAACCCUAAUCGUCUACGUCCAGCAGGGCGAGGGUGAUGGCGAGACCGUCCGGCUUGAUCGGGUGAAGCUCAUUGGCGAGGCUGGAACCAAGCGCGAGAUGGGUAAGCUGCAGAAGGUUGGAGAAGACGAGUAA